Molecule: messenger RNA, 443 nt
Organism: Drosophila bipectinata
Lineage: Eukaryota; Metazoa; Arthropoda; Insecta; Diptera; Drosophilidae
Product: dynein light chain roadblock-type 2
Biological process (GO): microtubule-based movement
Cellular component (GO): centrosome; cytoplasmic dynein complex; cytoplasm
Molecular function (GO): dynein intermediate chain binding
Source: RefSeq, a predicted model, not a curated record
UUUAAUUUAAAUUAUCAGAUUUAAAACACAGUCAUUAAAACUUGGACCAACAAAUCGACAAGUGGGUAUAUAUAUAUAUUUCCUACAGGAUGUCUGCCGAAAUUGAGGAGAUAUUGAAACGCUACCAGAGUUAUCCCAAUGUGGUUGGCAUUAUAAUUUUGGAUCCCUUUGCCAUUCCCAUUAAGACGACCAUGGACUAUACAUUGACGGUGCACUACGCCGCCGUGGUCAACACCUUGGCAGCCAAGGCGGCCAAGAUGGUGUCCAGCCUGGACGCGAAUAACGAGUUGAUGAACAUACGCUUGCGCACCAAACAGCACGAGGUCAUAAUAGUGCCGUCGGAGAACUACAUCAUUGUUGUGGUUCAGAAGCCAGGCGACUGAUAUGCCAACGAAAAAAAAUUCGAACAUCCAAUAAAUAUUCGUUUGUAUUUGGGGCCCCUA